UCGAGGACAUUGGCCCCAUGGACGGCUCGGUCCCUGGGGUGCCCGAUCGGCGAGUCCACGCCCUGCACACGCUGUACCGGGAUGCUGUUGGGCCCGUGCUCGUCCUGGAUACCCUGACGAACGGUCCUGCCGACGCCGCCUGGGACGCGUGGGCCCGGCAGAACCCGCCGCCCAAGGCGGACACCCGCAACGGGCGAGACUACAUUCACAAGGUGCUGAGGGCCAGGACCGCCGAGGGGAUCCACGGCCUGCAAAAGUGGACGGGCAAACAGCUACUCCACCAGAGGACCGCCGCCAUCAAGGACGACUGGGCGUGGUGGACAUUCAAGAAGGAGCAGGCAAGCGCUGGCAAGCUCGUGACCCUCAUCGGCGGCCGCAGGCCCACGCGGCAGCUGUUCCUGGACGACAACAUCGAGCACAACGACGCCCGCAUCGUGGACGUCCGCGACGCCAGGGGACACCCGAUGCCGCACAGGGAGACCUUGGGCAAGAUCUGCAUCAAGGUGAAUCCUGUCGAGGCCAUCCUCGACAACGACUACUUCCUCUGGAAGCUGAUCCGCGCCCAGGGCGAGGACCUCAACAUGGGCUCGUCGCUGAUGGGGCUGCAGAAGAAGAAGCUCGUGGAGGUGGAGUCUCAGAACAACGUGCUCCUGGACCAGCUGACGGUGUCCAACGGGCAGGUGAAGCUGCUGGUGGAGGAGAUGCGCCGCAUGAGGCUGCAGCGCCGCAUCGUCGUGCGCGAAGAGGGCGAGCUGCAGGCGCUGCUCGGCAAGCACAACGUCGACGUCGCCGCGUUCGGGCAGGGGGGAUACCGCAGCCUCACCGACCUGUUCGCAGAGCUGGAGGCGGGGCGCUGCUGGCUCGAGGCCGACGAGCACGGGCAGCUCGUCCGCGUUCUGGACAUGGUGUUCCUCAAGCUGUGCUUCAAGGACAUGCUGCUGAUCGAGACGCACGAGGAGGACUCCUCGGGCCGCAUGUCGACCAGGAACUUCCUGCCCGGCUUCGUCACCACGGUCAACGAGGUGUCCGUGCAGCAGCAGAUCGAGCGGUGGUUGCAGAGCGGCCUGCAGGUGAACCUGCAGAAGAGCGUGGACGGCGACCUGCUGCCCAUGUACAUCCCCGACGCGCCCAACCAGCAGACGGGCUCCACCAAGGCCUACCCGCUGCGCUGCAAGGUCCAGCAGAGCCGCGCCGUGCUGACCAUCCCCGAGAAGGAGGCGGAGAUCAACAAGGACGUCCUCCGCCAGGUCGGGCUCCCCAGCGGCCAGCGCUUCCGGACGGUGGAGACGGACCUGCACGGCUCCACCACCGCCCGCUUCUGGCGCUGGGACAAGACGGUGGUGUGGGAGGCGAGCUCGGGCAUCGCGGCGGGCGGCGCGGAGGGCGCCCCGAAGAUGGACGUGGCCGAGCUCUGCGACAAGCUCUUCCAGGGCAGCGCCCGCAAGGACGCCUACAAGCGCCUGCUCCUCGAGAUGUUCGAGACCUUCGAGUCCUUCGAGGCGCAGAUGCUGACCGGCGGCUUCGGCGGCUCGGCCGUGGUCCGCGUGCAGCCCUACGAGCGGGAGGGGCGCCCCAGCGAGCCCUGCGUGGUGAAGCUGGACACGGGGAAGCUGAUCCGCGACGAGUUCCAGAAGUCCGUCAACGUCUUCGCCGCGCUGCCGGACCGGGCCGCGCGCAUCCUGGGCGACCCGGUGUUCUCCGCGGGCGAGGAGUUCGGCGCCAUGCGCCUCGAGCUCGCGGGCGCUUGCUGGAACAACCCGGAGUUGGCGCAGGGCUCCUCCUCGUCGAACCUGCUGUCCACCUUCAAGGACCUCCUGCUCUACGAGAGCGAGCAGGCGCUCCUGGGCGUCAGCUCCAGCCCCGCGGCGGCGGAGAACCGGCCGUUCGGCAACGUGAACAGCGUCAUCGCGGAGACGUUCGGCCCCGGCGGGGUGGUCUCGUCGCUGAGGAAGGGCGACCGGGGCCUCCACCGCUCCGAGGGCACGCCGCUGCUCUGGGGCUGGUACACCCUGAAGGGCAAGCCAGGCCCCUUCAACCUGUACACCGCCGCGAAGGGCGAGUACCCCGCGGAGCCUGCGAUGCGGAGGCUGUACAAGGAGUACUUUCGCGCGGAGCUCCCGUCGAUGAAGGAUUUGGGCAUCGAUUCCAUCAAGGAGAAGUUAAUCAGCUUGGCAGGCCAAGGGGGAAAGGAGCUGGCCCCGCUAGUCGGACUAGCCCAUGGGGAUCUCAACGCCGCGAACAUUAUGAUCGACGCCUCGGACGCUCUUUGGCUGAUCGACUUCGCCACCUCGGUGGACCUGCCGCUCUUCACUGACAUGUGCAAGUUCGAGAUGGCAUGCCUCUUCGAGUACGCCGCGAUACCUAUCACACCGAAGAUGCUGGUGGAGUUCGCCGGCACCCAGGAGAGCCUCUGGAAAACGUUGAACGUGGGAGACUGGCUCCGCACCGACCAGGCCGUGGUGGUGAUGCUGCUGCAGAAGUUCGUGGCGCUGCCCCCUGAGCGCCUCGCCGGCCUCAGCCAGGGGGACCUGGAGCAGCUCAUAGACGAGGUGGUGAAGAGGACCAGCAAGAGCCUGGACAAGCAGCACAAGAUGGAGCGCUCGCUGAAGUCUCGGCUGGUGGCCGACGAGGCCAUGGUGGCCGCUGCCUUCACCUACUGCUCCAGCGUGUCCAACGCGCUGCUGCGUGGGGACACCCUUGGCGAGACGCUGAACGUCUCCGCGGUACCCCUUCCAGAGGGCCGCGGCGGGCGGGGGGCGCUGUCGCUCAAGCUGCUCAUGGACCACUGCGUCGCCGUCCGGCGCUUCAUGCGCCAGGACGUCGUGGGCUGCAUGCGAGACCGCGCUGGGGCUCAGGCGGACUUGCAGCCGUGCGACUGGAUGUCGCUCCAGCUUUACCUGCCCUUCCUGCGCGAGUCUUACCGGAUCAUCGGCUACCGGGACGUCGCUCCCCAGUACAAGAUCUGGGCCAUCUACCACUGCAGCAAGCUGGCACAAUGCGUCCAGCACUCCCUGGGCGUGGUCUCCAAGAACGCCAGGAAGCUCGAGAAGGCAGGCUACUUGUCCGCGCUCCGGGCGGAGAUGGACAGCUCGGUCAAGAAGCACAGGACCGAGAAGCCGAGCCCGCUGGGCGACGCCACGGUGCCCGAGACCCUCUCGGCGGAGAUGUUCCAGGAGGAGACGGAGAGGUUCAAGCAGACGCUCCGCGCACGCCUGAGCUUCAUCAUCGACCCCCUCUCGGGAGACCGGCUCAGCGUGCGCGAGUGCGCCCCGCCGAGCCUCACCCAGCUGGGGCCGCGCUUCGGCCUCGGGGGCGGCAGCAAGAGCCCGCCCGUGCGCUCCACGGGCAGCGCCGGCUCGGCCGGGGCCGAGGAGGGCGCCACCGCGGGCGCCCGGCGGGGCUGGGCGAACAUCAUGGGCGUCGCCGAGAGGCUCGACAGGGGCACGCCCUCGGGCACGCCGAGCGCCUUCCUGGUGCUGGGCCCCCCCGGCAGCGGCAAGACCUGCCUGGUCCACCGGCUCAUCAUGGAGGUCCUGGACCGCUACACGCACGUGGUGCCGCUGCUGCUGCCGGUGGCAGACCUGGUGAAGCGUUCCUCCCAGGAUCCCGAGCUGUGCAUGGUCGACAAGCACCACAGCACGGACGAGGGCGCUGUGGACCGGUGGUUCGACAAGUAUUUGCGGAUCACCUUCGGCGAGGACAGCCACAGGUAUCUCAUGAUCUGCCGUGCGAUCAAGACGAAGCACGUCAUGCUCAUCUUCGAGGGGCUGGAGGACUGCGGGGAGCUGAAGCCAUGCAUCGAGCGGUGCAUCCAGCGCCAGAUCCUCCAGCAGCGCAUGGUGGUAGUCACAUCUCGCCCGCUGAUUGGGGGCCAGUCGUCCCUGGAAGAGAUCGAGGACAGCAUCGUGGCCAUGAACGUGGAGAGCCUCACCGAGGAACACAUCCGCAUGGUUGCGCACGCGCGCCUCGGCCUGAGCGGCUUCGAUGCCUUCGAGCGCAUCUUCGCCAAGGUCCGGGGCGGAGGGGGCGGCGAGCCCCACGGAGAGCAGGGCGAGGGCAGCGACGGCAAGCCCGAGGUGUUCGGGAACCCCAUGAUGCUGAGCAUGCUGCUGUGCUACCUGCAGACGAUGAAGCGCAAGGAGGCGGAGAAGCGGGAGGCCCAGCGCAGGGGCCAGGCCGACGACAACGAGGACGAGGGCGAGGGCACGAACAUCACCGCCAUCUACCGCGUGGCCAUCGACGUGAUGCUGAUGCGGAUGCAGCGCCGGCAGAUGGCCGACAGGCUGAACCAGCAGGAGGAGCUCGACAGGUGGAAGCAGAUCGUGGAGGUGGUCGCGCUCCACAUGGCCCUGCGCGGCCUCGACAGCAUCACCGCCGCCGAGGCAGAGGCGCUGCUGCGCGGCCAGCUCCGCCGCGAGUGGCCCAGCCUCAAGAAGGCCGUGGUGGCCGGCCACGCCAUGUUCCUGCGCGUCACCGACGGCGCCCGCGAGGAGAUGCAGUUCUUGGCCAAGGACUUCCUCAGCUUCUUCGCCGCAAGCGCCGUGGCCCGCGGCGGGGGCUACGAGCUGCCCGGCGUGGCUCAGCUCUUGGGCGACCCGGCCUGGGCGCAGAUGCUCGAGAUGCUCUCGGAGGCCUGGCCGCUGCAGUACGUGCGCGUGGUGGAGCACCGGCUGGGCAGCUUCCGGGGGGAGGGCGGGGACGGCUUCCUGCACGUGGCGGCCCGGGCUGGGCACCACCCGGCUUUCCAGUGCCUGCGGCUGUUCUCCGAUCGCAACAGGAAGGCGCUCAAGAUCCAGAACCAGGACAUGCAGACCCCCCUCCACGUCGCCGCGGAGAGGGGCUACACUGGCCUGUGCGCGCUGAUGCUGGAUGGCGGGGCGCCCGCGGAGGCGCUCGACUCCAAGGAGCGGCUGGCCAUCCACGUGGCGAUGCAGCACGGGAACUUCCAGACCGCGAAGUUCCUCACCCAGCAUUGGUCCAGGCAGGAGCACCUCGCGGCGCAGCUUUACUCCCGCAAGAGCCGCGGCCACGCCGAGCAGCUGGCCUCGCGGGUGCUCGGGGAGCUCUCGGGCAGGUCGGCGCCUCGGGCCGCGGAGGGGGACUUCCUGCAGAUCGCCGACUCCCUCUUCAUGGAGCUGGGCUACUUCGGCCUGGGCGAGGCCGACGUGCGCAAGAGCACGCUCUGCGCGCUGCUGGCCGUGUUCUGGGUGGCCGCCGACCACUACGAGCUCUUCGUCCGUGGGCAGCCCGAGGGGGAGCGGCUGACGCCGCCGUCGUGGGAGAAGCUCCAGGAGUGGGCCAAGAGGACCGUGUGCCUCACGGGGAGCACGUCGAUGCUCAGCACCACGCUGGUCUUCGUCGCCAUCAUGAACCUCUCCCGGAUCAAGAGCUUCCGCCAGGCCUUUGCGCCAGACGUGGACGAGCCCGACGAGGCGCUGGCCGCCAUCCUCCAGAAGAGUCCGAUACUCGUGCCCUCGUUCAUGAAGCUUAACGAGCACCAGCGCCAGGCGAUCCUGUCCGCUCUGAAAGCCAAUUUCAACUUCGGCCAGUUCCUGCAGGCGGAGAACCUGCCUGGCAACCUGUCCGCGGCCAAGCAGAUCCUAAUGGAAUCGGGAAACACCAGUGGCUCUGUAAACACCCUCGGCCUCUUCCUGUUCCGCAAUUUCGCGGCUCUUAGCGGGCUGCGCGGCAAGGAUAGCCUGGAGGGCUCCCUCUUCAUGACGGACGAAUUCUAUUCCAACUACAAGGUUGGGCUCGACGUGCUGAAGCACCUGAUGAGGGAGAGCGCGCAGCAGGUCUACGAGCGGUUCCUCAAGGAGCGCGCGAGGGCACAGGCGCUGAGCUUCUACCCACACGACCCCGCGUCUCGCGCGAGGGUGCGGCUCGCAUGCCUCGCCCGCGUGUUCGACGCGGAGGGCGGCAGGGAGGUCUCCGAGGCGCUGGCCGGAAUGGAGCCGGGCCAGCGCAGGUCGCUGAUCCACUUCCUCAACGCCGACGGCAUCGAUCAGAAGCCCGGCUUCCUCCUCUACUUCGCCCCCCAUGUCCUGGCCAACGCGCGGAGGAACCCCAGCAUCGGCCUCACGCUCGGCCUGGAGAUGCUGGUGACCGUCUACGAGGCGGCGGCCAGGGAGUACGUCGACAGCGAGCAGACCGUGGUCACCGUCAUGCUGCCGGAGCUGGUGGAGCGCGCGCUGAGCUGCGCCGACGCCGAGAGCUUCCGGUGCGCCAAGUUCGAGAUCGCGCGCACGUCCGACAGCGUCGGGACUCUGCGCAUGAGCCCGUGGCAGGUGUGGAACGACCCCCGGGCGCUGGAGCUCCUGUCCGCGGAUGCCCGCGCGCUGGUCGACGGCGUGCUGGGGUCCAGGGUGCGCGAGCCCGCCUUCCUGAAGAGGCUGCCCCAGGCGUUCCCGGAGCUGCAGUUCUUCUCCGGGGAGGAGGGCGCGGCGCAGAAGGGGGCGCUCCGGGAGGCGCAGCUGGCACUGCUGACCGUGUACUGGGCGGCCAGCAACCAGCUGGAGUCGUUCAACCGCGGCCAGGAGGCGUCCGUGAAGCUGUCUGCCAAGGCGUGGGGCAAGAUUCGCCAGCUGGCGGGGCCGCGCGGCCUGACGGACCCGGAGACGGUGGAGGCGCUGCUCGUGACCGCGGCUCUCCACAGCCUGGGCAGGAUACCCAAGCUCGGGGCCCACCUCGCGCCCGACGCGGACAGCCACAGGCGGGUCAUCGCGCAGAUCCUCGACAGCAGCCCCAAGGUGCUGCCCUCCUACUGGCGCCUCCGCCCGCGGUACCGCAAGGUGGUGCAGUGCCUCCUCAGCCUCCGGCUCUUCGACUUCCGGCAAUUCUUGGAUGCGGAGAGCGUCCCGGCAAGCCUCGCAGCCAUCAAGGCGAUGUUGGGCAGCGCAGACUGCGCAGGAGAAUUGACCUCGGCGCAGGUGCUGCGCCUCUUCAUGUUCAUGGUGUUUGUCGAGAUGGCCGCGGCCUCGGCGGAGCAGAGCCUGGAGGGAUCCGUGUGCAUGACGUCGAGGCUGUGGUCGGAGCUCGAGGUGGGCUUGGAUGCCCUGGAGAUGUUGCAGGGCGAGGGCGAGGUCGCCAUCUACAACCGCUCCCUGCAGCUGACCAGCAGCAUGCUCCAUCUGGACUUCGACGCCGCCAGCCAGGAGUCCCGCGCGGUCGCCCGAGUCGCGCGCCUCGCCGCCGCCACCAGCCCCGGGCUCGCCGGGAAGGUCCGCGAGGCGUUCGGCCAGCUGUCGGGGGCCGAGGGCUCCGCGCUCGCGAGGUACCUCACCGCGGACGGCAUCGCCGUGAAGCCCGGCUUCGUCCUCGCGGGUGGCCGGGCACUCCUCUCCAACGCCCUCUCCAACACCAUGGUGGGAAUCCUCCCUGCGCUGAGGAUCCUGCUGCAGGUGCACCGGGAGGCCGAGAAGCACUUCCGGUGGAGCUCCUGCUCCGUCUUGACCAUCGACUUGGUGAAGUUGGCAGUGUUCACUCAGGACUUCGCGGGCUCUGUCACGUUCCAGGAGAUAUCGUUCGACGUCGUGAAGAGCGGCAGCACCGAAGUGGUCGUGGUGCCAACGGUUUGGAUCCCUGUCCGCAACCCGUCAGUGCUUAACACCCUCAGAAUGCAAAGCCGGGACUUGGCGUCCGACGCGUUGGCUAACAAGAUAUCGGAGGCACAGUUCAAGGCCCGUUUGGAGCGGACGUUCCCCGAGCUGUCGUACUUCAAUGCAGGGGGCUCUGAGCAGUUGCCCAAGACAAUUUGCGCGAUGAUGUCAGUUUACUGGUGCGUCACUGGCCAGCAUGAGGCAUUUACCAGGGGCCAGGCCGACAACGAGCUGCUCUCCAGACACUCCUGGUCUUGGAUCCAGGGGUGGAUGAAGCAGAGCGUGCGCCUGAUGUCCGAGGAAGCCCUCGAUGCCAUGCUCACGUUCGUCGCGAUCAGCGCCCUGGGCACCAUCCCACAAUUCCGCGAGGAGUUUGCCCCGAGAGUGAGCGCGCGCAUCCACGACGCCGUCCUCGCCCACGUGCUGGAGACGAGGCCGGAGGUGGUGCCCUCGUUCCAGCGGCUGCCCGCAAGGUACAGGGGCCUCCUCUCGGACUGCCUGCGCGUGAACUUCCGCUUCAGCGAGUUCCUGAUGGCCGAGGGCGUGCCCGCCAACCUUGCGCACGUGAAGGCCUCGAUGGAGCCGCACGGCGAGGAGGGCAUCGCCUUCUUCUGCUUCCGCAUCUUCUCCCGGGCGUGCGGCAAGCUGGGGUCGCGCCACGCCCAGGGCUCCCAGUUCAUGACCGAGCCGCAGUUCCAGCGCUUCCGGCCCGGGCUCGAGGCGCUGCAGCAGCUGAGGACGCUGGACGCGGGGGCGGCCUACAACAACUACAUCCUGCUCCUCCAGGGCUCGAAGGCGCUCGCGUGCUUCACCUCGCCGGAGCACCAGGCGCUCACGCGGCUGCUGUGCCUCGAGUCCGCCGGCGGCGAGGCCAGCGAGAGCGCCGUCAGCGACGCGUUCAAGGAGCUCCACCCCCGCGAGAGGGCGAGGCUCACGAGGCUCCUCACCGCCGACGGCCUGGGCGAGAGGCCGGGGUUCGUGCUGCGGGGCGCGCCCGAGCUCCUGAGGGCUGCCUGCUCGAACCCGCGGGUGGGCGCGCCGGCAGUGCUGCGCACGCUCCUGCGCGUGCAGGACAAGUGCUCGGUCGGCUCGCGCGUGCGCAAGGUCCACCUGGACAUGCACGGGCUGGUGGCCGCGGCUCGCGACGCGCAGGGGCCCAGGGAGUUCACGCAGUUGCCCCUGGACCUGCGGUACGACGACCAGGGGGACACCCGCGUGUGCGUCGUCGCGGUGGCCGGCGCCAGCAGGUCGGAGACCGCCCUGACGUGGUCCGCCGCUCGAUCCCAGAGAGGUUCCGAAGUGGCCACUGGAGGUGGUGGGGAUGGCGGGUCGUUGUUCUGGCGCCUCCUCGGCGGCAUGUCCUGCAGAAGCGCGCCGGCGGUGAGCGUUGAGCGGGAGGAUGCUUAAGGGCGAGGUCCAGUCAUUGGCUCUCCGUGGUGACCAGCGCUUGUCUCUGUGCUGCCCCGUGGUCCGAUAGUCGUGUGCGACAACUCGCUUUCGAUAGUGACUUGCCGUCGCUCUCAAAAGUAGAGCACCCGAUGCGUACAACUUAUGUGUUGUUGCGCUCGGUUUUUGGUAUGCCCUCGACCGAUCCUUGCCGCGCGUAUUGCCGGCGUCUCCAGCCUGAAGUGUUGGUUUUGACGCGGUUGCGCUGAGUUGUUCACCCAGUGUGACACACAGUAGCUCAACGGACAACGCACCUAUGCGCGUGCAGAUUGCCCACAAGGUCAGGCAAAGUGUGCGCCCUCGGGGCAAGGGAAGAGCCCAACACAAACGCUUCUGUGAGCCAGCCUGUCGGAGGGCCCGUCCCCGUGCAGCUGAGCGCAGUGGCGUGCGCGGCCCUCUCCUCACAUCUACCGCACGUCGCUGGCAUUGAGUGCGGGGCAGAGCGCUGCGGAGCGAGCGCGCAGAGGCGGGCUGAUCUCCCGCAGGGGCGCCGGCGACACCAUGCGAGCUCCUCUGCCGGGGCCACGGGUGGAGCGCCCCAAUGGCGCACGAGCUGCGCGAGGGGUGGGCCGAGGCGUGCGCGGGGCCACAGGCGGAGCUCCCUGUGCGGGCGGGGGUGGUUGCGGUCCGUGUGGGGGGGGCGCCGAAGCUGGCGCGAUGCCGCGAUGAGCAUCGUCAUCCUAGAGUUGGCGCGUUUCGCUGGGUCCUAUCGGUUGCGCCUCCUGCGCCCUGGUCCUUGGACUUCGGCCAGGCCUUCCCGUCGCCGA
Messenger RNA from Prorocentrum cordatum, 9811 nucleotides. Lineage: Eukaryota; Dinophyceae; Prorocentrales; Prorocentraceae. The record is from the annotation of a GenBank genome assembly.